GAAGCAGUUAACCCUAAUAGUAAUAUGUUGCUUUUUGUAGAUAACAGUUAAAGUAUUCCAAUAAUAAUUUCGCCAGUUGAGAUUUUAGAUUUCUGUUUCAAUGGAACAAACCGAUUACAAACAUUACCGCAGCGUCGUCUGCAGAGGGGUAACAGCAAUUGAAUGAAUUUCCGGUUCAUAUAAAAAAAGAACUCCAACGAAACAGCAGGUUUGGUUAGAACGAGCUUAGUUGUUAGGGUACGGACCAUGAGCAGUUGUGGAUUUCAGUGCUCGCAACACUACAAAACUUUCUUUUACGUGUUUCUCUAGACUUGAUCUUAUCUGCAGUCGCAAGGAUAUUUAACUUUGAGAUUGUAAUGUUAAGUUGGAUUUGCCGACGGAAUAUUUACAAGUUUCUUCCGAGUGAAUUGGAUUGUUUACGCUUUUUCUGAGUGCUUACAUGUGGGUCUGAAGCGUUCAGUUGGUUGAAUGGACUGACCUAUUGUCUGCCUAAAAGUUUGCGAAGAUGGGACCGACGGGUAAACCAGUCUUUCUGAUUAUUUUUUACCUGAUGUCGUUUUGGAAUUAUAUCGAUGUAAAUGCUGCAAAAACUGAUCCACCUCAUCUGUUCUCCAACACCGAAGAAAUUGUUAUACCAACAGGGAGUAAUUUAAAUCUGCAAUGUGAGGGUGCUCUUUUCAUGGGUUGGAUUUUUCCGCCAGACCAACAGGGAUACAUACCGUUGAAGCAAAGAUUGGAUAUAUCACAUAACCGAACCCUUAAGGAGGAUGGGAGCACCCAGUAUAAUGCAUUCCUGACUGUUCGCAACAUGUCGUUUACAGACACGGGACGAUACAGUUGCAUGUACAACAAAUACAUGGAAGGUGAUCUGCCAUCGUACAUCAGCAAUAUGACCGCGGAUACAGUUUACGUCUACGUCACGCAAGCAAGAAAUGAUACAUUGUUUCUGCCCGUGCAAUCGAAACCGAUCUUUGUCUAUCCGGACGAACAGUUCAUUAUUCCAUGUCGUGUCAGCAAUCCCAAUAUCUCUGUGACCCUUGAACCUGCGUUCAGUUCACAUAAGUUUGAGAUCAACGAGAAGCUCCGGUAUGAUCCUCAAGUUGGAUUCAUCGGUGCCAGUGGAGAACCUAUGUUUACUGAGGUUUUAUAUUGUAUUGCGGUUUUCCAUCAUAAAGGUGUGUUGUACUACGGGAAAACGAUGAUAUGGGCUCAUUUUGAAGCUCAUGCACCUAUCCCAGACCCAUCUGUGCGUGCAAGUAAAAGUGAGCUGAUCCAAGGCGAAGAGUUUGUGGUCAAUUGUACAAUUCAGGUCCCCUUGAGCACAACUCACAAUCUGGACUUUUAUUAUCCAGCUAAGGGUACAGAGGGUGAAUCUAGUCGUAUCCAAAUCUUAAAACAACAUCAAGAAAAAGUUGAAAAUAUGCGGGAUCGAAAACGAGCGUUCCGGAAGUUGAUAGUCACUCUUACCGUGAGGCAGGCGACAGUGCAAGAUAGCGGGGAAUAUAUGUGUACUGCACGUAACCGAAAAGGGGAACGCAACGAGUCUGUAAAUAUUGAGGUGUUGGAAAGUGGUUAUGUGUCAAUAAAAAAGAUGCGACAGGUGAACCCUCUCACAGUGGCCAAAGGUCAAGAGAAGUUCCGUAUGUCGUUCAUCACCAAAUCUUAUCCGGCUGCGGAGUACAAAUGGUACAAAGACGGUGAGCUGAUAACGGCUGCCGACAUUGAUAUGUACCAACCGCGUGUGCAGGGGGACAUCAGACGACUUUUGAUACGGAAUGUUAAAGAAGCUCAUAGAGGGCGCUAUAUGCUCGUUGGCCAAAAUCACUAUGCAUCUGUCAAUGAAACAUUUGAUGUUGAAGUAUCGGUCAAACUAACUAUAGAGAUAAAGUCAGAGCCUCCACCUGCUAGGGAGCCUUCAUUAUUUCAAUUGGGGGUCGACUACGCAUUGACCUGUGUUGGCAAAGGUCUGCCAGCUCCUGACGUAUACUGGGCGUAUAGCGAUGGAGCUACCUGGCAUAGAGUCGGUACCGAUAUCACGACUACGCAUUAUGUUGAGGAAUCGUCACUCAGUAAGCAGAUUCUACACGUGAAGAAUGCGCAGAUUGAGAGAAACUACACAUGUAUAGCGGUCGCUGAAGAAAUGGUAGAGAAAGAUAGAAGCUUCAAUACAAGUCAAUCGGUAAACUUCCUUAUAACUGAUGUUACUGGGGGUCUUGAUGUGACAGCAUCUCCAUUGUCACCAGUCAACGGGGACAAACUGGUUGUGACCUGCCAGGCCAGUAUAUACGCCUUUACGAACCUCAAAUGGAGUAUGGUGACAUUGGGCAACCAGACAAUUCCUAUCAAAUCGAGUAGGAAUGCUCAGAUUGAGUCGCAACAGGAUGGUCUCAGAGAGAUUUCCAUCCUCACGAUUAAAUCGGUAGAAUUAUCAUUUAGUGGAAAGUUUAUAUGCACAGCUGACAAGAAAUGGAACCACGGCCAUAUGAAAACUGCUAAUACUUCGGUGGAUAUAGUGGUAAUAGAAAGCAUACCACCCCGUAUUAUCACUCAGCUAGAGAGUAUGGAAAUUGCAAAAACCAGUGAACGGCAGAAGUUCAACCUCAGCUGUUCAGCCGAGGGCAUACCACCACCAAAGAUCAUGUGGCAAAAGGAUGGAAUACCCAUAAGUACAGGCAGCAUGCCCCAACAAGAGGGCAAUGUGGUUGUGUCUAACAUUAUACGGAGUCGCAUUACAUCAGCACAGGACAGUGGAAGGUACACUUGUAUUGCCGAGAAUCGUGAGGGUGAUGCAGAAACUUCGGCUGAUAUUAACAUCCUAGAGAAAGUGUCAAUUCGUCCCGCGCAGAGUACAGAUAUACUGGCGAAUCUUGGGGAAAAUGUGACAAUGAGCUGUACGCUGUGGGGUGUCCCCAAACCCUCUAUAACAUGGGAGCACGUUAUUAAUAGCACGAUGACGAAACCCCUCCCAGAGCACUUGUAUAACAACCCUAAUGGAACACUCUACCUGGUGGAUAUCAAAAAUCAGGACAUGGGCACGUACUAUUGCAUCGGUGAAAAUAAACUUGGAAAUGCCCGAGCAGAGAUUGUUUUGAGAUUGUAUCCGGAAAAGCAUAGCCCUAUUUCAGAAGCCAAAGGUCGAAUGAGUGAUAGUAUGAUGAAACUGACAAUAUUUGGUGCAAUCGUCAUCGUACUGAUUAUAAUUUUUGCUUUGCACAGAAUCAAAAGACGACAGCUACAUGGUAAGCUGCCAUUCCACUCACAUGACCUCCUUCUCCCAAUUCAUCUGGACCCGUUUACUGACUUAGAAGCUAUCUGUGAACAUCUUCCAUAUGACCAAAAAUGGGAGUUUCCACGGGAACGGUUGAAGCUUAACUGCAUUAUUGGCCGUGGCGCAUUUGGCAGAGUCUACAAAGCGGACGCUUUUGGCAUUGAGAAGGACACAACCCUCACAAGUGUAGCAGUGAAAAUGUUAAAAGAGGAUGCAUGCGAGACGGAAAAGAAGGCCCUGAUGACGGAACUUAAGAUGUUGAUACACAUUGGACCCCAUCUUAAUAUUGUCAACUUGCUUGGAGCUUGCACAAGAAAUGAAUUGUUCAUUAUUGUUGAGUUCUGUUGCUAUGGAAACUUAUCAGACUACCUUCGAUCGAAACGCAAGUGUUACGUGAUGGAUGACAAACCGCCCUACAUGAGAAUCCCAUCAAUGAGUAAACGUAGCAGCAGUGCUCGGACCAGCACCAACGAGGAUGGUUUCUUAGACUCAGCCGACGAGGACGAUGAUGUCUUUAGUGACUACUGCGAGAAGGAAACGCCAGUCACUUUGGAAGAUCUCAUUUGUUACUGUUUCCAGGUGGCAAAAGGCAUGGAAUUUUUGGCAUCUAGAAAGUGUAUUCAUCGUGAUUUAGCUGCAAGGAAUGUCCUUUUGACUGAGAAUAAUAUUGUCAAGAUUUGUGACUUUGGACUUUCCCGAGAUAUCUAUUUUGACCCGAAUUAUGUAACAAAAGGAAGCAGUCGUCUUCCACUUAAGUGGAUGGCGCCAGAAUCUAUCUUUGACAAGGUAUAUACCACGUACAGUGAUGUUUGGUCUUUUGCGAUUUUCAUGUGGGAGGUGUUCUCUCUCGGUGGCUCCCCAUACCCUGGUGUACAAGUCGACGAGGAAUUUUAUAAUCGCUUGAAGAACGGCUACAGGAUGUGCCAGCCUGAAUAUGCCCCUGAAGCAAUUUAUCACAUUAUGUUGGAUUCUUGGAACUCGGAACCCAAGGAAAGACCUAUCUUCAGUGAAUUGGUUUGCAAGCUAGGUGACCAACUGCAAGCUAAUAUUAGACAGGAAUACAUGGAUAUAAGUAUAAACUUUGACAUUGACGAUGUCCGGCGGCCAUUGUCAGAUGUAUUUCCGGAGGAUGAAUUGUUGGAAAAUGAUCCCUUAGUACAGGAAGACAACUUAGUAAAUAGGCUGAUGGAAGAGGCUGGAAAGUCACAGACAGCGGAUGGAGAAGCUGAGCAUAUUGAACUACGAGGUAACAGUUUCAAUGGCCGUGAGUCUGUCAAAAAACCUACAGAGCUUGGACAUUGUGUCCAGAUUGGAGGAGAAUCGCGCCGUUCAAUCGGAUCAAUCGAUCGCAAAACACUGAGCAAACUCAAUCCCAUUCACUAUGGCCCUGGGAAACAAGAUUCGCUGAGCAUGGAGCGGCAUAAAAAUUCUAAGAGCGAGGAAUCUGUGACGUCGGAAUCAUCCAGCGGGUUCCGAUCUGGCUCCGAUGCCAUCGAAGAUGAUAUUCCGCCGGAAUAUAACAACGUUGUUGAUACGGACAGUCGUUGCAAAAAUCAUAGUAAACAUGAGUCGGGCUUCUAUCCAGAGGAUAUAAACUUUGCUGAUUUUGCCUGUUUUGAUGGACAAUCCACCAGUAAAUAUCGUGAAAUCCUCCAGAGUGAUGUAUAAAUGGAUUUAAAAUCCAUAUAAAAAGAUCCAUAUGAUGAACAUUGAUGUUGUGGCAUCCUUGGAAAAUUUUAAUUAAAGAAGUUGAAAGAAGACAAUGGCUGCAGAAUUUGGCAAGCUAUCCUGGGAACAGCUGCUAAUGUAUCCCAUGAUAUUUGGUUACGGAGAAGUUGAAAAACAAGAUGUACUUUUGAUAUAUGACCUUUGAACUUAGGGAUGCUGGUCUUCCUUUCCUAUACUGCCAUGUGAUGAAUUGAAGAAGCAUAGAUUCUUGCAUAUAUGCUGCAAACGGGUAACUUAAAGAAAUUUGUUCAGAAUAAAAAAAAACAACGUUGUUAAAAGAAGAAAAGUUUGUUGUGGUAAUAUUAUAAAUCAAUUACAAUCUAGAAAAGUCUGAUUAUAAUAAUUAAAACAGCAACAACCCUAAUAAAAUAUUGCUUAAAAUGAUUUUCUGACACUAAAAUGGUAUUGGCAUAGCAUCUAGUCAAGGCGAAUCAAAUAGUACACUGGAUAAGAAGUUUAAAAUGUUUGUUGAAAUGUUUGUUAAAAUGUUGAAACGUUAAUUGAGAACAAAAUGUGAACUAUUAAUUUGUGAUUAAGAAGACUAGGAACUCAUGAAUAUUCAUAAGAUAUUGUUAAAAUACAUUCCAUCGUUUGGAGUAUAGGAGAUCAUCCAAUAACUUUGAUUCCAUCAGAAGUACUGUAAGUUAAUCUGGUUUGAACCAGUUACAGCCUCCUCGACCCGAAUUCCUAAUGAAUAUUCAUGAGUUUUUUAUAUCACACACUACCUAUCUAUGCAUACAAAGCCUUUUAUAAGAAAAAGUGGCGAUAUUAGCCGUUUGAAAAAGUAAUCACUGGAUAUUAUUUUUAAAAACUGUGAUUAUAUAAUUAAAUUAAUUGUCUAUGAUGCUGUGCUAAACCAGUGUGCUAGUUUUUAAAUAUUUGAAAAAAAAGCCUUGGAAACUCUUGAAUUAAUUAAUAUUUUGAAAUUUGCAAAACAUGUGUAUAUGAUAAUCAAGAAUUUUACUAAAAAGUUAUUAAAAUAAAUGAUCAUUGAAAACUAACAUACAUACAUUUGAAAAAUGGCAUGACAAUCAAAGUGUUCAUAUAUCACUUUACAAAAAAAAAAACCUUUUUAUUUGGAAUGCUUGCAUGAGCAGAUAAUUAUAUGUUUAUAUUAAGAUUGUUUCUUCAGUUUAAUAAUAUUUCUUUAUAUUUUUUAGAAUAACUUAAAUUUGGUUUGGUUUAUUCAGUGUAAAACAACAUACAAAGAAAAACAACUUACAAUAUUGUCUUAUUCAGGAAUUUCAGAAAAAUGCAAAAUACCAAAAAUACAAAAUGAUGUAUAAACUGAUUACAAAUGAUAAAUUAAAUUAUUUUCUAUUGUACUGUUCAAUAAAUACUGUAGUUCCUCUAGUAUAAGCCAGUCCCCUCACCCCAACUUGAACACAAAAUUGGGCCAAUAUUAAUUUUGUUGUGGGCUUAUACCUGGAGACAAUGAAAUGAAAUACAGAGAUGGAAAAAGGCAAUUUUCCAUCGCUGCACCUUAUUUUAUUCAUUUGUCUCAAAAAUUUUAAAAUAUACAAAAAAGAAACAGCAAGAAACAAGCACAAACAAGUAUGACCAUGGGGCCUUUCACAAAAAAAAACAACAAAAAAACAAUUGCUUACAAUAUGAAAUUGUGUUUAUAUAUAACAUUCAAAGUUAAAACUUAAAAAAAAAAAAAUCUGUAGUGAAACAAGCAUAAUUUAAAAGUUUGGCAUUUAAAAUAUUAAAAUUUUCAAAUAAUUCAAUAAAAUUUACUUUAAAAAAUUCAAAUCUAAAAUGGUGAAAUAUUUAUUUCAAGGCAAUUCAGAGCCAUUCAUCGCCAUUGUUAGAUUGUUUGUUGAAGGGGUUUGUCGCAGUGGGAACAGUUUGGUUUCCCAACCUCGAGGUCGGGAUUUCAAUCCUUCACUGUGCAUUUCGCUUGUGUCCUUGAGAUAAAAGACACUUUAUCUGCAUUGCUCUUGCCAAUGAAAAGGCUGGCACAUAAAACUGGGUGUAAAGUAGGGGACGGGAUUAUACAGAGGAACUACGGUACAAACUUUUUUGCUGGGAGCGCAUUCUUUUGGAGUUUAUUUGAAUUUCUCCUUAUUUCAUAGCAAUCAAUCAAUCAAUCAAUGUUUACCAAUACCGUGAUCAUUCUAAAAAUCUUUGUUUUUAUGAGAUAUAAUGAUAAAAUUAUAUCAGUGAACAUUUGAUGUAAUAAUGAUUUUAAGUUAUUAAGAUUAUUCGGAAGUGUAACUAAAAUAAAAAAUAAAAAAUGAUCUUGCCCUAUAUAUAUAUAUAUGUAUUUUCAAUAGUGCUUAUACAACUUUAAAGAAAAUUUCUUUAACCCUUAAAAUAUAUGCCGGAUAUAAAUCGUAAUUAAUUGUCUACAUUACCAACUAUUUAAGGAGUCUUGGCCUCGCAAUUGGGAAUUACGCCUUAAAAUACACAAUAGGUCAUCGUUUAUAUUUUGUAUAUAGCUUACAUUCUGAAAUUUUGUGUACAAAGUAGCUCUAGUUUAAAAAAAAUUUAAUUCCUAUAAAAAAAAAACUAUAAUUACAGAAUACUUAUAUUUUUUAUUUUCAUUCCAUUCUUUUAUGUCUAUGUUCUGUAAGUAAUUAUUAUAAUUUGAAAAUGCUACCGAUUCUUUCGUUAUCAUCAAGAGUUAUAUUUUAGUUUUAAAGAUUUCUCUCUGAUUACACUAUUUUUUAGAAUCUAUACAGAAGUAACAAAACAGAAUAUCAGAAAAACUACUUAUAGUUUCAAGCUUGUUUUAAAAUAAAGAAGCUGUUAUAUAAAUAAUAAAGAGUAAUGUGUGCUAUUGUUUCAAGAACUACAAAUUAAUGUACAGAACAAAAAAAAUGUUAUUGAUAAGGAAAGUUUAUGCAAAGCGACAUUUUGUUUGUUUAAAUAUAUUAGUUAAAACAGUACAUACUACUUGUUAAGAAUUCUAUUCAAUUAAAAAGUGAACCGAAAAUUUCUCAUAGGGAACGACACAUUAUACCAUUUAAGUCUGAGGUUUAUGGAAUUAUUUCAUCAAGUUUACUUUUGUAAAUUGUUAUUGUGAAUAAAAUAAAAUAAAAGAAAAUAAAGGAAGAUAUCAUUCUUUGUGAAUUUUA
Messenger RNA from Anneissia japonica, 8079 nucleotides. Its product is annotated as vascular endothelial growth factor receptor 1-like. Lineage: Eukaryota; Metazoa; Echinodermata; Crinoidea; Comatulida; Comatulidae. Gene Ontology annotation, biological process: multicellular organism development; cell surface receptor protein tyrosine kinase signaling pathway; positive regulation of kinase activity. The transcript is spliced from 19 exons. Bases 506 to 4936 code for a protein of 1476 amino acids. The record is from RefSeq and is a predicted model, not a curated record. Gene Ontology annotation, cellular component: signaling receptor complex. Gene Ontology annotation, molecular function: transmembrane receptor protein tyrosine kinase activity; ATP binding.